Vidua chalybeata is the source of this 2965-nucleotide messenger RNA. It is a transcript of the gene NEIL2, whose product is annotated as nei like DNA glycosylase 2. Lineage: Eukaryota; Metazoa; Chordata; Aves; Passeriformes; Viduidae. Gene Ontology annotation, molecular function: zinc ion binding; DNA N-glycosylase activity; DNA-(apurinic or apyrimidinic site) endonuclease activity. The record is from RefSeq and is a predicted model, not a curated record. Bases 114 to 1097 code for a protein of 327 amino acids. Gene Ontology annotation, cellular component: nucleus. Gene Ontology annotation, biological process: base-excision repair. The transcript is spliced from 5 exons.
CUCUGUCGGGGCACAGCCCUCCUCUGGGCACGCAAUCACCCUGCCGGGUACUGCCCAGCUUCCUUUCCAGUCCAACCGGUUUACAGACCGGUUCAGCUGCUGGGCUGCUGGAGAUGCCAGAGGGCCCAUCAGUGAGGAAGUUCCAGCUGCUGACCUCCCCUUUUGUGGGUCAAGUGGUGGCCAAGGUGGGGGGAAGCAGCCGGAAGCUCAGUGUGAAUGACCUGAAUGCCCUGAGGCUCCAGGACUCCCAGGUUCAUGGGAAGAACUUGUACCUGGCAUUUGUGGCAGCUGAAGGACCCGUUGGACCAACUGGAGAAGAGACGGUGCUGCAAAGAGAGGCUGCUUGUGGGGCACACUGUCCUGCCCAGGGACAGCAAGGACAGGAUGGUGCUCCACAUCCCCAUUCCCAGGAUGAGGAGCUACAGGAAGCCCAGCAGUCAAGAUCUGAAGCCCCAGAGGCAGCAGAGGGUCGGGGCAAUUGGCUGCGCAUCCACUUUGGCAUGUUCGGCAGCGUCCGGGCAAAUGAGUUCUCGAGGGCAAGCAGAGCCAAUAAAAGGGGGGACUGGAAGGAUCCUGUGCCCAGGCUGGUUCUGCACUUUGAGAGUGGAGGCUUCCUGGUUUUCUACAACUGCCGGAUGCUCUGGUGUUCCUCUCCGAGGGCUGAUCCUGCUUCUGACAUCCUGUCUGUGGAAUUCCACCGUGGCCGGGCGCUGCGUGCCCUCUGUGCACCCAAUCCCGUCUGCUACACCCUCCUAGACCAAAGAUAUUUUUCAGGGCUGGGGAACAUCAUUAAGAACGAGAUCUUGUACCUGGCCAGGAUCCACCCGUUAACACCAGGCUCCCUCUUGGCUCUCUCAGAUCUGGAGCGUCUGCUGGACUGCGCCGUUCAGUUCAGCUCUGAGUGGCUGCACAACAAACUGCGUGGCCAAGGGCUGCACCCCCAGGUGUACCAGAAGGAGCAGUGUCCCCUGGGGCAUGCCCUCAUGAAGGGCACUUUUGGACCCUCGGGUGGCUUCAAGAGACUUACGUGGUGGUGCCCUCAGUGCCAGCCUGCGGUGCUGCCAGGGGAUGGAGACCCUUCCCCAGUCACUGAGUGAUCUGUCCUGCAGGGUGCUGGGUGGUCUCUGAUCCAUGCUCUUCAUUGUCCUAGAAGGUCUCUGUGGUUUCUUUCAGGCUGUUGAGUUUGGUCCUUAGGGAGCUGGCAGAGUUAAGCGCUCAGUGGAGGUCCCAGGUCCCCUGAGUGGCUGCAGAAAGGAAAAGUCUGUCCAUGGGUUUUUUUUUUUUUGUCACAAUGGCACAACAGUGUAGAGUUUGACCAGGUUUGAGGUGCAUUGGUCACCCUGUUCAGGUGGCAGUGGAUGGGAAGUGUAAAGGGUUGAGCAGGGGAUUGCUGUGGUCUGAAGUGACCCUGUCCCUUGACCCUGCAGGAGUCAGCAAAACAGAGGAUAUCCCUCUGCUUAAACAGCUUGAUUAAUUAGGCAUUAAAUAAUCCCGCCUCUCUCUGGAGCUGAAUACCUGUGUGCUGGGCUGUGAUUGGGUGUGGUUAAACGUGAGGGGCUGUUCCCUGUGUCAGAUCUGACAGGAACAGCUCCUUCCUUCCAUGUCAACAUGUACAAAAUAUAUGUCAGUAGUGCUUGGUGGAGCUCAUCUCUGCGCCCACAGGUUUCAGCUUUGUGGCAAUCUGCCAAUUCCAGAUCUUGCUGUAAAAUUAAACAAAAAUACAGUGUGUGACAGGGUGCAUAAAACUCAGGAUCUCCAAGGAAACCUGAAAGCAGAAAGGUUUGGAAAUAGACCUGUGUCUCUAUACACUAGGUGGGAACUGCUGCUGUCCUCUCUCCCUGGAUUUGAGUUUAUUUUAAUAAUAAGUUGUUGACUUGAGCAAAAAAAAAAAAAAAAGCUGGAAUUAGAAUCAGUGAUGUUCAUCUCAAGUGUGUCCUUUCUGGUAGUUUCUUGUUAAAAACUGGGCUGUACGUGGAAAUUCCAGCUGCCUGGAAUUGGUUAACAGCUACCUCUUUGGUGCUGCCUGUUGAGGGUGGUACCAGUGACUUUCCUUAGCUGUGUAAGUGGUCUUAUUAAUGGGAACCGGAUUUAAAGAUGGAUUGCAAAUCAGCUGGGAAUGCUGGAGAUAAACACCUCUCUUGUAGGCAGCUGCUUCCUAGGUAGGACUUGCACAGCCUCUCCCCUGUGAACUGCAAUGCCUUUGAGUGGUUGCACGUUAUGGAAUUGCUGAUUAAACCAAUUAAUGGGGUUAUGGGGCCAAAGAAGGGGGUUAAUGUCCCUUCUGCAGGGUGUUGGCCAAGUGUCCGUCCAAAACAAAGAAUCACAGAAUAUCCUGAGCUGGAAGGGACCCACAAUGAUGAUCAAAGCCCAACCUCUAGAAGAAAACCACUCACAAAAAAGAAUGCCAAAAGCUGAAUCUUGCACUUUGAAGGAUGAGGAUGGAGCUGGGUAUGUGUUGGGUUGUCAGCACAGGAAGGAUGUGGACUGUUGAAGCAAGUCCAGAGGAGGCCAUGGAGGUGCUCUGAGGGCUGGAGCCCCUCUGCUAUGGAGACAGGCUCAGAGCUGGGGGUGCCCAGCUUGGAGAAGGCUCCAGGGAGACUUCAGAGCCCCUUUCAGUGCCUAAAGAGGCUCAAGAGGGAUGGAGAGGGACUUUGGACAAGGAAGAACGGCUUCCUACUGCCAGAGCACGGGGGCUAGAUGGGAUACUGGGAAGGAAUUCUUCCCUGUGAGGAGGAGGUGGGGGCUGGGAUGGAAAUCCCAGAGAAGCUGUGGCUUCUCCAUCCCAGGCAGUGUCCAAGGCCAGGUUGGACGGGGCUUGGAGCAACCUGCGAUAGUGGGAGGUGUCCCUGCCAUGGCAGGGGGUUGGAACUGGAAGGUCUUCAAGCUCCCUUCCCACGCCAACCCUCCCGUGCCUCCAUGGCGGCUCCGCUCCCCUCACGCUCACGCGAGGGAGUUCGGGGCCGCC